AUGACAUUGUCGGUGAAGAAAGUCGCUAUAAUUGGUGCUGGAGCAGGUGGAUUAGUCACAUUGAACGAGCUAUUACAUACUGCUAGUGACGGAUCUUCGACUAUUGAUAAGGAAAGAGACCGCCAUGCACUGCCGGCUAAUGGAGCAUUUUCAGAGAUAACAGUUUUCGAACAGAAUAACUCGAUCGGAGGUGUUUGGAAUUAUAGCAAAGAGAAAGAUGAAGCAUUUCCUUCGGGGGUAGACGAAUAUUACAAGCCUUCGGAAGUCAGGCCAACCAGAGGUCCACCUGCAAGUUUGGAUUCGACAUCGAAGGAGUUUCCAAUUGAGUCCAAGUCAGUGCCAGGCCUAAGGUGGAACAAAAGUGGCAUUUAUGAUGGUCUCUUUACUAAUAUUCCGGGCGAGCUAAUGAGAUUUACCUCGGGUCCACCAUCUGUUAGUACGAAAGAUGGAGUAUAUGCACCUUUUGUCACGCACGAUCAUGUGCUUCGUUACUUGGAGAAUUUUGCAAAAGUCAACGAUCUGGAGAAAUAUAUACGAUUCAACUCCUCCGUUGAAAAAGUGUACAAAGACCCGGUGACUGAAAAGUGGGUCUUGCAAGUGGUGGAGAGCAAGGAUAACAUUGAUAAAUGGUACCAAGAAACUUUCGAUGCGGUUGUUGUUGCCAUAGGAAAGUUCAAUAUUCCUCACUUCCCAAAAAUAGAUGGCUUACGCGAGUUCGCGACAAAGCAUAAUAAUGUUAGUCAUGCCAAGUCUUACAGAAAUCCAUCAGAACUCAAGAAUAAAAAAGUGCUCAUUGUGGGAAGUAGCAUCAGUGCCGUCGACAUUCUACAAUAUCUUAUACCUGUCUGCAAAGAGGUGCAUGUAUCAACCAACACAAUACCAGGCCAAGCAUUAAAGAAUAAUAAAGAAGCCGGUAAAAAGUGGAUCUCUGACGUGCUGACCGACCCUACCUUCCAGAUACGCCUUCACCCAAAAAUAAGUCAGUUUCUGGAAGACUCAGUUGAGUUCAUCGAUGGUCAAGUCGAAAGGUUUGACAAGAUCAUUUUGGCAACAGGUUACCAUACACAUUACCCGUUCCUUAGUAUACCUGAAAAUGAAGGAAAGGACUAUGUCAAGGUGAGUACAGAUGGUGAAGAGGCCACUCAGCACAACAUUGUUAGAAAUUUGUAUCUAUACACUUUUUCCAUUGGUGACCCUACGCUCUGUCACAUCGGAAUCCCAAGAACACCAUUAUUUUUUCUUAUUAGCGAGGUGAGUGCAAUAGCAAUAGCAGGGGUCUGGUCCAAUGCUAAAACUCUUCCUUCCAAAGAAGAACAAAAGCAAUGGGUCGAAGAUGCUUUUGCACUUCAAUCAGCAGGAAUUAAAAGAGUGACGUCUGAUGCAGCAACAGAGCUUUAUAAUAAGAUUCACAGUCUGGGACCCCGUGGAAGAUACAACUUCUUUGAGUCUAAUGUCAUUGAUGAUCCCGAGGAUGCCAAGAUUAUACUGAAAGACCUGUUCUACAAAAUAGUUAGAGGUGAGAUUGAAAUCUGA
Ogataea parapolymorpha DL-1 is the source of this 1533-nucleotide messenger RNA. RefSeq lists its product as uncharacterized. Bases 1 to 1533 code for a protein of 510 amino acids. Lineage: Eukaryota; Fungi; Ascomycota; Pichiomycetes; Pichiales; Pichiaceae. Gene Ontology annotation, molecular function: N,N-dimethylaniline monooxygenase activity; flavin adenine dinucleotide binding; NADP binding. The transcript has a single exon. The record is from RefSeq and is a predicted model, not a curated record.